AUGGCAAGGAGCGAGCAGCUUGGCCCCCACAGGUGCAAGUGGCAAAGACCAUUGUUCGUCGACGGCCUUCUGCAGGAGCAGGAUGACUGCAGGCACAGGGCUGAUGCGGCAGCCAGGGGAGGCCGACCAGAGCAUCUGACGGAGUGGGAAAGGCACAAACAUCGGCAACAGAGCAGUCGAGCAUGCAUUGGGCUCGGGCUCAGGCCGCAGUCGCCAGAAGGAGAAAGCGCGAGGCCUCUGCUGACGGUCGCCGGGCGCUUCGUCUCCCAAUGGGAGGACGUGACGGCAGGAACGAGCGCCGUGUCUGGCCACUUUCCGACAGUCUCUGUGGACCUGUGCUUCGGGGACAGGAGGACCCUGCUACGAGGAUCCUCUCCAUUGUCCGCCCUUAGCGCCUGCACUACAGAAGACCCAAGACGCCGGGAGAGCAUCGCUACCCUUUCAGACCGUUCGUUGCGGCCACGCCUCACCGAGACCACACACCACACGGCAGGCUUUAGGCAUCCGUGCCAGGCAUCAAGGUCUGCGACGACCUUCUAUGACGCAUUCGUCCAUCUGCCGGUAGCCCGAAAUCCCAGGCUGCCGUGCCAAAAACGAAGGCGGAAAAAAGGCGCGCCAGGCUUCUACGAUUCGCUGCUGCCGAUGGGAUUUCUUCGCAUCCUUGGCUCGCCCUGGCAGAGAGCCCCGUCGGCCGAUCGGUCGGCGGUGCGGUGA
This is a messenger RNA of Grosmannia clavigera kw1407, 714 nucleotides long. RefSeq lists its product as uncharacterized. Lineage: Eukaryota; Fungi; Ascomycota; Sordariomycetes; Ophiostomatales; Ophiostomataceae. The coding region runs from base 1 to 714 and encodes 237 amino acids. The transcript is spliced from 2 exons. The record is from RefSeq and is a predicted model, not a curated record.